AUGACUUCUAACCUGGCCCCCCUCAAGCCAAAGCAGAAGCGCCGUCUUUACGAACCCAUCAUCUUGUACAAAGCGCUGGCCGAAAUCACCCUCGAAGAGGGUGCUCUCAGGCAAGCAGAAGUCCCCGACAACCCAGUGACAGAAGAAGAAGAGUAUCAUCUUUUUCUUCAUAGCAUAGCUGGUGUGUGCGACAGAAAGAAGCGAGGCGCGACAGUUACUUCUGUGAUGAUCCUCGAUGGAGAAGACAAGUUCACAUAUGUCUUUGGCUGUAAUCAGGUCUUUGACAAAGACUUGCACGACACAAAAGAAUUUCUAACAUCUUUGCUGAAGAGACUAUCAGGUUUUCACUUGCUCUCGAAAGCGGAACUAACUUAUGUUCGAAACGAGAUCUUCGAGAUGAUACUGGCCUUUAACUCUCCGAGAAUCAAGAGCUAUCUUGAUACACUGAGGAAGAACAUUGCCCAAUGUCUGCUGUAUUGCGAGCAACAUGCGGCCCAACUUGAUACUGAAGUUGGCAAAGGUCUAGAGAAUCUCAGCAUCGCAAUCGAGCAGACUACUUUCAGCGAUAUGAGUGAUACCCAAUAUUUUGCAUCUUUCACUAGCGUCCUAAGGGCUCUCAAGGCUUUCCUGACAUCACAAACAACAAAAUACAUAGAGACCAUCGCCAUAACCGGCCGUACCAGGGAUGGCAAAAGUUUCGAGUGCUGGUCAGAGUUAAGGCACGCCAUCUCGCGUCUCCGGAGCUACUAUAAAACAGUACAAUGCCUCAUCGACUCGGAGGAAGCAUGGCCAGAACUCUUCCAGGAGUUUGUCGUUGUAUCUAUCAAGUCCACCAAACCAGAUCCAAACCCCCUUGGGAAAAAAAGCGAAACCUCCCAUGGUAUUAUCGGUCGAAUGUGCAGCGACCAAGCUUCAAUUGAAAGGUAUCGUGGUCUUGCUAGAAGCCUGGAGUGGAUAAACCUGGAAGAUCGUAUCGAGGCUCAAUGUACCAGAUCGUCAUUCAAGCCAUUUGUGCACUCAGAGGUCCUUGUUCUUGAAUGGGCGAUAGCUCGGCCCAACAUCACUUUCUUCCGUGACUGGAAGUACAUAGGUAGUAGCAAAGGAGCCUGCCAGCUCUGUCGCUACUACUUUGAUGCUGUGGGCCAACAUAACGACAUCAAGACGCGAUCUAGUCACGGUAAUCUCUAUGUCAACUGGCGAUUUCCGGAUCUUAGGGAGCCCGAAAUAUCUUUUGACAAGACCCGGCGACAAACAAUCUUUAAUUCCAUGAUGGCUAGGAUUCGGGAGGAUGCUUUUCGUAUCUUGGUUGAUAAGAGCUCCAGGGGCAAAAGGCACGAUUCGAGCACCCAUCCUCUGACUUCAGUAUUGUGUGCAAGUACUGAUAUUUGGAUGGAUACAGCUCGUGAGAUACCUGGCAUUGAUGAGUUGGGUGAGCAAUUUUCCAAAGGACUCACCCUGGAGUCGGUAAUCGAAACCAUUGAGGAGUCGGACGCGGAUAACGAGGAUGGAGGGAUUAGUCUUGGGUGA
Fusarium poae is the source of this 1527-nucleotide messenger RNA. RefSeq lists its product as uncharacterized. NCBI's taxonomy places the organism in Eukaryota, Fungi, Ascomycota, Sordariomycetes, Hypocreales, Nectriaceae. The coding region runs from base 1 to 1527 and encodes 508 amino acids. The transcript has 4 exons. The record is from RefSeq and is a predicted model, not a curated record.